This is a messenger RNA of Gongylonema pulchrum, 1029 nucleotides long. NCBI's taxonomy places the organism in Eukaryota, Metazoa, Nematoda, Chromadorea, Rhabditida, Gongylonematidae. The record is from the annotation of a GenBank genome assembly.
AUGCUUCAUAUCUUGCCAGGCGAAGAGAAGCAGGAGAAAACGGCGAGCGCGAAUGUCGAGGGCAGAAGCACAUUUCAAAAAGCUAAAUUUGCAAAGCUGAAGAAGAAUGCCGGGAAAGCACACUCAUGGAAUACGUUGUUUCUGGGGGCGAAUGCAGUUGCUGAAACACUCGCCGAAAAAUUGGAUGUUGUGAAGAGUGAUUUGCUGCUCGGUGUGAGCGAAACGAGUGCUGGAGUACGUCUUGCUCUAGCCGAAACACGCCUGGUGCGUGAAACUCGGGAUUUCCUGCUGGCAAACGGUGUAUGUUUGGAUGCAUUUUCGAGGCCAGCAGUCAAAAGAAGCGACACCGUUAUUAUUGCUAAAAAUCUACCCGGCUGUGUGAGUGCGAUCGUUGAAAUGGAGAAUACAGUGGACGCCAAGAAGGCAUUCGAUUCGCUUGCGUAUGCAAGGCUUCGUACACAGCCAUUGUAUCUCGAAUGGGCACCCUGUGACGUUUUCAUUACAGAAGAGACCAGUGCAAAAGAGACGGAAGUGCAGGAUGAGAAACAACAGACAACAUCCCAGGUUGAGAAAAUCCAAGACAAGAGAGAACUAAGAAGAAGCAAGAAGCAUCGUUUGAAGAAGGAUCAGCCGGCUGAAUCGCAACAAAAUGAUAGAAACUCGGAGGAUGUGGCAGUUGAGUCUGGCGCAGUGAAAGAAAAGAAGCCGAAAGUUGCAGUAGAUGAGACAGAAAAUGUUAAGAAAUCCGAAAGUAACUGUGAAUUUGGUGCGGACGAUGGAAAUGAAGAAGAGGACGAGUCGUUUUUGACAGGAACAACAUUGUUUGUGAAGAAUUUAAGCUUUAAAACAACUGAUGAAGCACUGAAGAAGAAAUUUGAGUCUCACUUUCGUAUUCGUUCGGCUUCUGUAUCCAAAAAACGAGGUAAAAUCGAUUUGGUUCAUGUAUUUUUUUUUUUUUUUCAGAUUUUCAUGUCGCAAUCUAUUUUGAUGCAGGCGCCAGUAGUUUAUUGUAUAGAGCGUAGACAUUAA